This is a messenger RNA of Dendrobium catenatum, 1014 nucleotides long. Its product is annotated as ubiquitin-conjugating enzyme E2 2. The record is from RefSeq and is a predicted model, not a curated record. Bases 256 to 714 code for a protein of 152 amino acids. The transcript is spliced from 6 exons. Lineage: Eukaryota; Viridiplantae; Streptophyta; Magnoliopsida; Asparagales; Orchidaceae.
GGUUUUAUUCCUUUCCCAUUUCCCGUCUUUUCCUCUUUCCGCUCGCGUUCGUUCUCCGCUACAGAUAUCAUCUCCAUCGUCAUCGCUCUCACCUCGUCCAUGGAUGCCUGCGUCUGAUCUCGUCCGCCUUUUUAUUGAUCUCGAGAGAGAACGAGAAGCGACUUGCAUCGCCGGAGACGAAAAUUGCCGGUUUCGGGGGUAGACCUAUAAGGAUCCCGUUUCUUGCCGCGUCUGCGUCCUGCCGGUGUUGAUAGGAUGUCUACUCCUGCGAGAAAGAGAUUGAUGAGGGACUUCAAACGAUUGCAGCAGGACCCUCCUGCAGGCAUUAGUGGUGCUCCUCAGGAUAACAACAUUACACUAUGGAAUGCUAUCAUUUUUGGCCCUGAUGACACUCCUUGGGAUGGAGGUACGUUCAAACUCACACUGCAAUUUACUGAGGAUUAUCCAAACAAACCACCAACAGUUCGAUUUGUUUCUCGAAUGUUCCAUCCAAAUAUUUAUGCAGAUGGAAGUAUCUGUUUGGAUAUUUUGCAGAAUCAGUGGAGCCCUAUAUAUGAUGUAGCUGCAAUUCUAACAUCAAUCCAGUCAUUGCUUUGUGAUCCAAAUCCCAACUCCCCUGCCAACUCAGAAGCAGCUCGGAUGUUCAGUGAAAACAAGAGAGAGUACAACAGGAGAGUUAGAGAGAUUGUGGAGCAAAGCUGGACCGCAGACUGAUGGCUUCCACCUACAAGAACAAUAUCAAAAUUGUUAUGCAUCCCCCGAACUUAUAUGUUCUACUUCGUCAUUGAAAUGACUGAACCAUUUUAAAUGUUUGUGUAUUCAAAAAAUCCUAAUCUUGCAAUACUCCCUACUUGUAAUGUGUGUUUUGGCUUGCAAACAUAUCUUCUCGCUCGAGAUGGUUUGGUUAACUUUUGUGCAUAUUCUGUGUUCGAUCUGCGUUAUUUUAGGGUUCCCAUAGCUUCAAGCAUUGCUGGAUUUCUCAUUCUUAAUAAUUUUGUGUUGUGUUUCAGGUAA